Molecule: messenger RNA, 513 nt
Organism: Paramisgurnus dabryanus
Lineage: Eukaryota; Metazoa; Chordata; Actinopteri; Cypriniformes; Cobitidae
Source: RefSeq, a predicted model, not a curated record
UCAGCACACAAUACACAACACUCAGCACACAGCAUUCAGCACACAAUACACAACACUCAGCACACAAUACACAACACUCAGCACACAACAUUCGCACACAAUACACAACAGUCAGCACACAACAUUCAGCACACAAUACACAACAAACAACACUCAGCACACAGCAUUCAGCAUUCAAUACACAACAUUCAGCACUCAACACACUACAUUCGGCACACAACACUCAGAACACAACAACAUUCAGCACACAAUACACAACACUCAGCACACAGCAUUCAGCAUACAAUACACAACAUUCAGCACACAACACCCUACAUUCGGCACAGAAUACACAACACACUACAUUCGCACACAACAUUCAGCACACAAUACACAACAGUCAGCACACAACAUUCAGCACACAACACACAACACUCAGCACACAGCAUUCAGCAUACAAUACACAACAUUCAGCACACAACACACUACAUUCGGCACACAAUACACAACACUCAGCACACUACAUUCGAAUAA